CUUCUCCACUCCAUCUCCGCCUCUCUCCCAGCAUGCUCGCCCUCCUCUCGGUCUACUCUGGCUACAAUGUCGCCGCCCGGCCUGCGGUGCGCAGCAUGCGCCAUGUCACCAAGCUGGCUGGUGGCGCCGCGCGCGGCGGCAACCCUCUCAUGGACAUCACGCUUGAGGAGGCGGGUGAGUUCGGCACGACCGACUUCACGAUGACCUUCAAGCGCGAUGGCGCCGUCAUCUCGCCGUGGCACGACAUCCCGCUGGAGGCGGGCAACGGCCUCUACAACAUGCUCACCGAGAUUCCGAAGAUGACCCUCAAGAAGAUGGAGGUUGACACCAAGGCGGAGGGCAACCCGAUCAAGCAGGACGAGAAGAAGGGCAAGGCGCGGCUGUACCACGGCCCGAUCUUUUGGAACUACGGCUGCCUGCCCCAGACGUGGGAGGACCCCAACGUCAAGGGCGACGAGAACGUGGGCGGUGCGUUCGGCGACAACGACCCGCUCGACGUGGUCGAGAUUGGCGCCGCCUCCCUCUCGAUGGGCUCCGUCACGCCCGUCAAGCCGCUUGGUGUGCUCUCGAUGAUCGACGACGGCGAGCUCGACUGGAAGCUGAUCGCGAUCAACGCCGCCGACGAGCACGCCGCGCAGAUCAACGACGUGGACGACAUUGAGAAGUUUUACCCGGGCACCGUCUCUGGCAUCCGCGAGUGGUUCCGGUGGUACAAGACGCCGGACGGGAAGCCGAUCAACGCGUUCGGGCACGGCGAGAAGGCGCUCAGCGCCAAGGAGGCCGUGCACGUCAUCGAGGAGACCAACGGCUUCUACAAGGACCUGAUGGCGGGCAAGGCGGACGCGGGCAAGCUGUGGACCAAGGCCGCGGUUACGGCAUGAGGAGAGCGACACUUUGGUUCCCGGCCUUUGUCGUCCGGCGCUCGCUUGCGCUUGGAAGGACUCGGCGCUCCCGGCCGGCCCGGCGGGUGAGAACUGCGAUGGUGCGGACGGGCGGGAGCUCAGAGCUUCGCUCGCGCCGCGGUGGCGCCCCGGCUAAUGUUGUUAAAAUGCAUAUAUCAAAUAAA
Emiliania huxleyi CCMP1516 is the source of this 1066-nucleotide messenger RNA. RefSeq lists its product as hypothetical. Lineage: Eukaryota; Haptophyta; Isochrysidales; Noelaerhabdaceae. Gene Ontology annotation, molecular function: inorganic diphosphate phosphatase activity; magnesium ion binding. The transcript is spliced from 4 exons. Gene Ontology annotation, biological process: phosphate-containing compound metabolic process. Gene Ontology annotation, cellular component: cytoplasm. The coding region runs from base 33 to 881 and encodes 282 amino acids. The record is from RefSeq and is a predicted model, not a curated record.